AUGUUACAAGUUUGAUGCUGCAUGUGUAGGGUGUAUUCAGGCAGUUUAUAUGUAUCAGAUACAGUGACCCAGCAAGAGUAAUAAUGGUGUUGGAGUAGCAUCCACUCAAGAGUGUCAGUUAUUGUUAAAAAGCAAAAUCUUAAGCUCUGUCCAUAAUGAGUGACUGGCGUCCAGUUUCCCGAGAUGACUAUGAUCCACUGAAGGCUGGCAGCAUAGAUGGCACUGACACAGAGCCUCAUGACCAUGCUGUGUGGCGUGCCAUGAAUGCUCACUAUGUUCCACCAGAUGUGGACACAAAGCCCAGUCACACACUUUUUGUUGGACGGCUUCCACACAGUGUUGAUGAAGAGCAACUACAUCACAAAUUCUCUGCAUUUGGUGUUGUUGAAAAGAUCUGCCUUAUAAGAGACAUCGUGACUGGUUACAGCAAAGGCUACUGCUUUGUUGAAUACCGCAAGGAGAGGGAUGCUGAGUAUGCUAUGAGAGAGUCCACUGGGCUCCUGAUUAAUGGCUGUCCAGUGCUUGUUGACUGGGAAGCUGGUCAUCUUAAGGGAUGGGUCCCUAGGAGGUUAGGGGGUGGAUGGGGAGGUCGAAAGGAAGCUGGACAACUCCGAUUUGGCUGCCGUGAUCGUCCUUGGAAGAAGCCUAUUGUGAUUCAUCCUCGGAGGCUCUCAGAAAAGCCAUAUGGCAAGGAUGUAGGGACGUCAAGAAGCUAUGACAGGCAAGACAGGCAUGGAUCAAGUGAAGACAGGCAUAGGAAUGACUUUAGGAACAAGGACAAGAAAUGGAGAAGGGAAGAUAGAAGGGACAGACAUACAUACAGUACCUCUUCCCAUAAGAGAACGUACAAAAGUGCAACAACUUGAAAAUUGUGAUGUGUUGCUGUUAUGAUGUGAACAAGUAUUACAGACAAACAAUAGACUUUAUGGCAGCUUACAUUGUAUUCACAUGUAGUGCAUUUUCACAACUGCAUAGUUUAUUAAGAUGUACAAUCUAUGUGUAAGGUUUCUAGGAGUAGUUGAAAGGAUAACCAGUCAGUGAUAAGAAAAAAAUAAUAUUGUUAAUGAAUUAUCAGUAUGGUACAAUGUGUGAAGGUGUUGCUUAUAAUGCUGUAUUUUUGUGUACACUGUAAAGAAGAAUAAGCCUAUUUUUUCAGUCACCUUGUCAACCAUCACUAGAUAUGAUUAGUAAACUUGUUAGAAAUCCAAAUUGAUGAUCAGGUACUGGACUUUUUACUGGAGGAAAAAUUAAGAGUUAGGGAAGUUGUAUUUAUAUGCCUAGAAAUAUAGCAUUUGUCUGUCA
This is a messenger RNA of Portunus trituberculatus (swimming crab), 1302 nucleotides long. Its product is annotated as U11/U12 small nuclear ribonucleoprotein 35 kDa protein-like. Lineage: Eukaryota; Metazoa; Arthropoda; Malacostraca; Decapoda; Portunidae. Gene Ontology annotation, cellular component: precatalytic spliceosome; U12-type spliceosomal complex. Gene Ontology annotation, biological process: mRNA splicing, via spliceosome. Gene Ontology annotation, molecular function: mRNA binding; snRNA binding. The record is from RefSeq and is a predicted model, not a curated record.